AUGGAAUUUGCUCCAGUGUCCACCACCUGUUUGGACACGAAGGCCAUCUUCCUGGAUGGAGGUCCUUCCGAGCAAAGUGAAGACCCCAGCAAGUUGGAACCCCAACCGGACCAACUUCCCACGAGUUCUUCUGAGGAACAACUUGAGCCUGUUCCGAACAGUACAAGAAAAAAUACAUCAGGUAUUCGACGCCAAGAGAAGCCACCCUACUCUUACAUCGCACUGAUCGUCAUGGCCAUUCAAAGUUCACCCACUAAGAGACUCACAUUAAACGAAAUAUACCAGUACCUGCAGAACCGUUUCCAAUUUUUCCGAGGACAGUACCAGGGCUGGAAGAAUUCCGUUCGACACAACCUAUCAUUGAAUGAUUGUUUCAUUAAGCUGCCCAAAGGUCUGGGACGACCGGGCAAAGGACAUUACUGGACAAUCGAUCCGGCCAGCGAAUAUAUGUUUGAAGAGGGAUCGUUCAGGAGAAGACCGAGGGGAUUUCGAAGAAGAUAUCAAGCUUUGAAACCUUACGCGCAAUUUUAUCAUUCAAGUACUGUAAAUAACUAUUUAGGCUAUGAUGCCAUCCCUAUGCCAAGUUCCGCAAGCGGUGACGGAAACUGCUGGAUUCCUAAUCCCAGUAAUUACAUCAAUGUGCCACAACAGUCUUUUUACCCUCAAGAUUCUGUGGGGGUUAAUAACUGUCCGCCAAAUUCCAUUCUACCUCACUGGCCACAAACAGAACAUUUGUUUGGUGAAGCUAACAAUAUGCCAACUACAACAGUAACCCCAAAGCAAACAGGCCCUCCUCCAACUUACAACGCAAAUCUUGUUAGUACAUUAGCAAGCGAUCUGGAAUACAUUUCCCUAUCAACUGAUCAACAACAACAAGAUGGUGACGUUGCGCAAGUUAUGAACUAUCAUCCACGAUCUGCGAACUCCAGCUUUGAACAGCAGAUAAUGGAUCAGGUCACCAGAGGAGGCUGGAACGGCCAAUAUGGAGGUUGUCCAACGGAUUCCAGAGGGCCAUCAUGUUCCAUUGAAAAUGACCAGUGCCGAUCAUCUCAGCACCAGGAAUCCACUAGUCCUCAAGCAUCGCCUCGAAACGAUUCUCAAGGCCCGCUGCAAAAUGUGGCAACUCAAUACUCGCCUUGCCCUUGGUUAAUGGGUCGAUGGACAUGUUUUUGA
Molecule: messenger RNA, 1173 nt
Organism: Uloborus diversus
Lineage: Eukaryota; Metazoa; Arthropoda; Arachnida; Araneae; Uloboridae
Product: forkhead box protein D2-like
Exons: 3
Coding region: 1-1173 (390 amino acids)
Biological process (GO): animal organ morphogenesis; regulation of transcription by RNA polymerase II
Cellular component (GO): nucleus
Molecular function (GO): DNA-binding transcription factor activity, RNA polymerase II-specific; RNA polymerase II cis-regulatory region sequence-specific DNA binding
Source: RefSeq, a predicted model, not a curated record